Vigna unguiculata (cowpea) is the source of this 729-nucleotide messenger RNA. RefSeq names its product spindle/kinetochore-associated protein. Gene Ontology annotation, molecular function: microtubule binding. Gene Ontology annotation, biological process: mitotic cell cycle; chromosome segregation; cell division. Gene Ontology annotation, cellular component: spindle microtubule; outer kinetochore. The record is from RefSeq and is a predicted model, not a curated record. NCBI's taxonomy places the organism in Eukaryota, Viridiplantae, Streptophyta, Magnoliopsida, Fabales, Fabaceae.
UAGAUAAAUUGAAGCGGAUGUUCCCAAAAGCAAUAUGAACAUUUGAAUCUCAAUUCAACACUGCAGAGUGAAGCGAAAAUGGAGCAUCAAUACCACCAAGCGACAGAUGGGCUUUUGAACCUUUUCACAAAGGCCAAUCACGAUCUCUCUUCUGUUCACCAUCGCCUCGAAAAGGAGUUUCUGCAGGUUUACCCUGACAAUGCUAACCCCAUGCAGCUGGUUUCUAGAAUCAAGAAGCUUCAGGAUGAUAUAGCAACCUUGAAGGGGCAGUGCCAUGAGCUUCUGGUUGCUAAGCAGGAUUUGAUUGAUCAGGCUCAGAGAAUUCUGGUGGAGAACAGGAAUUUGGUGCAGCGAAUGCAACCAUCCUUGGGCAUCUUCUCCACCGGUGAAGAUGAUGCUGCAUUCACUAACUUCAAACAGGUAAUUGAAGAAUGGACAGCUCAAGUAAGAUCCAAAACAGGGAAGGAGACACUUGAUGCUGAUUCUGGAGAUAUCAACAAACUGCUUUUCUCUGCUAUAGUUCAAAGUAACUGAUCUGCUAUCACCAGGACAGUAAUGUAGUAUCCUUCUAGCUGGUUGCUUAAAAUGUAAAGAAACAGAAUGGAAUUAUGCAAUGUUACUACUGAGUUAGGGUAGUGGAAGUAAAUCAUUAGUUGAAUUGCAUUAUUCAAGAUAUAUCUUAUAUGCAAACAUUAAAGUAAAAAGAAUAUACAAGUUAAACAUUUCACA